UUAUUUAUCCCCGUCCAUGAGUCAGAGAGCCACACACACUUCGCCACGCUCUCGAACACACCACCCUCUCAUUUCGUCGGGUUCUGGGAUUCCUCCUCGGGAGCGGACGGAACACACCGUCGCCAUGUCGACGGAGGUGCGGAUGGAGCCCGUGACGGAGAUCCAGUACGGCGGCGUGGGCCGCUGCAAGUGCUCCUUCUGGUUCGCCGUGGCGCACGACGUCCUGGGCCUGGUCAUCAUGAUGAUGGGUGUGUUCGGCGGCUUCGCCAUCCACGACCUGCUCAUCUACGCCGGCUCCAUCAUCCUCUUCUUCAGCCUCAUCUGGUGGGUGUUCUGGUACAGCGGCAACAUCGACGUGCCCCCCGGGGAGCUGGAGGACGACGUGGGCAUGGUGAAGAUGAAGAAAGGCGGGCUGACCGGCGUCGUCAGGAGCAUGUCCAGCCGCGUCUCCAGUGGCCUCCGCAGCUCCUUCCGGAGGACGAGUGGACGCUUCCGGCGGGACGCCCCGGCGGCGGGCGACGAGCCUCAGCACAGGGAGAGCAGGCCCUCCACCGGCAGCCAGAUGAGGAACGUGGAGGUGGCUCUGUCCACCAUCUCUGAGGUCACCGAGUCCACGGCCUCGUGAGGGCGACGCCGUCCCAUGUGACCUGGCUGUGUCUUCAGGUCUCCAGGGAGGGAAAUGGCUUCCAUCGUUUCAGUGCUGGAGACGGCAGGCCGUCCACGGGUCGCCUUAUGGGAAACAUUGACAUGACGUGGCUCUCCAGACUACCGCAGAAGUAACUGAAACCACCGUCUAGGGGGGCGGAUGUCAGCGAUAUGAUAUGAUCUCACUCCGGAAAACAUCUGCCCUCAGAUCUGUGUUCAUCUGGAAAAUGUGUGUCACUAUUCGACGGGUUCCUUCUGGAACCGGGAGAUACUGGUGUGCGGAGCUGUUACUGUAAUGAUUAAACAGUAUCGUGGACAUGGGGACGCUUGGUAAGAUGCACAUGGUCUUAUCUCUGAGAUAAGAACAUAAACUUUGGACACACACGGUGAGUUAAUUUGAGGAAAGUACGGUAACUAAAGCACUCCAAACAUUAUUUCUCUUUCAAAUCGUGUCUGAUUUGUGUGGUAGCUUUUGAACCGUCUGUUCAGUUUGAUAAUGGUAAUUUUUAAGUGAGGACUUUGAUUAAGAGAUAAAAUUGAUAACCAAUAGUCCACUGUCUUAAUGGGUCUGGUCUGUUGGUUAUAAAUAUAUAAAAGGCUGAUCGGUCAUAUGGUCUAUCAGUGAUCAAUCUUUAUCCUUGCAUUUUUCUAGUUAUUCAUUUAUAGACUAUUUUAUACCCGUGACUUCCAUAUGUUUGGUAAAUACCCAGGAUUUAUGCAACCAUAUAUCCAGGGUUUAUGUAACCAUUACCUGUCCCAAGUCUAUUUAUUGUUAUUUUGUCAAUGUUGUCUACCGUCACAUUACUUAAUUGACCAAUACAUUGUACGGUUUAUGUUUUAAAUUAAAAAUGGCAUUAAUGAACUGAUAUUGUACAUUUGUUGUUAUGCAUCUGUCAGAUUUGCGACAACUAUUAUAUUAUUACUGUUUUUAAGACUUUUCCGUUCAUGUUGUAAAAUAAAAAGCUAGCGUUGUACAUAAAGGUUGCAGCUUACUUCCCGUGCAGUCACACCCUUUACCCGCUGGCCUUAACGUGGGAGGGGCCCUCACAAUGUUAUCAGUCAGAAGCUAUUAAUCAUUAUGUGAACUGCAGGUAUGCAAUCUCACUCAAUCUCUUUGUGUUUCAUGCAUCCGAAAAUCUAGUAAAUUGAAUGAUUCCAAACUCCUCUCUAAAUAAAUUGAACUUGGUCAUUUGUACAUUAUCUUUGUUUUUUUUGGAUUGUGUUUGCAUGGCUGCCAUCAGCAAAUUGCUUUAUUACGUGAUAGACAAUUUUUAGACGUAAAACCUACAUUCAUUAUCAUUGUCCCACAAACAUACACACUCUCACACACAUACACACGAUAAUCCUGAGUCAACAAAAUAGAGACAGACAGAUUUAGAUGCAUAAUCUAUGCAUCAAUAAAAAAUAACUAAAACAUGCUCAUAGCACAUGGGGUUGAGCAAACCCAUUUCAACUCAUACCUUUGUUAUUUGUUUUGCAUAAAUAAUUAAU
Messenger RNA from Gadus chalcogrammus (walleye pollock), 2136 nucleotides. RefSeq names its product transmembrane protein 238-like. The transcript has a single exon. Lineage: Eukaryota; Metazoa; Chordata; Actinopteri; Gadiformes; Gadidae. The record is from RefSeq and is a predicted model, not a curated record. Bases 17 to 625 code for a protein of 202 amino acids.